Molecule: messenger RNA, 1007 nt
Organism: Rhodamnia argentea
Lineage: Eukaryota; Viridiplantae; Streptophyta; Magnoliopsida; Myrtales; Myrtaceae
Product: early nodulin-75-like
Exons: 3
Coding region: 84-923 (279 amino acids)
Source: RefSeq, a predicted model, not a curated record
CCAGACAAAUCAUACAAUGUCUUCCAAGUACUUGCUAGUUUUGCUCCUGGGAGCGGUGCUUUUCGCAGCCGCCGUCCUCUCCGAUGGCCACAACCCUUUCGAAAAAGAGAAGCCACCGAAAGGGCACAAACCACCCCACAAGCACCACCACCGAGGACUCGCACAAGCCAUUCCCCAAACACAAGCCCCCCACACCACCACCACCACCACCCUCACGAGCACAUUCUCAUCGAGGAGGUCGACAUAGAAGACUCCCACAAAAAGCCAAGCCUUUCCCCGAGCACAAACCCCCGAAGAAAGGGGAUAAGCCGCCACCGAAGCACAAGCCACCCCACGAGGGACACAUUCUCGUAGAGGAGGUGGAAGACGACUCAAAGAAGCCGUUCCCUGAGCACAAGCCCCCGAAGAAGGGAAAGGGAGAGAAGCCGCCACCAGAGCACAAGGAGGAGCCGAAGAAGGGAAAGGGAGAGAAGCCGCCACCAGAGCACAAUCCGCCACAUGAGGGACACAUUCUCGUAGAGGAGGUUGAAGAGGACUCGAAGAAGCCGUUCCCUGAGCACAAGCCACCCAAGAAAGGCGAGGAGCCGAAGAAGGGCAAGGGAGAGAAGCCGCCACCAAAGCACAAGCCGCGUCACGAGGGACACAUUCUCGUAGAGGAGGUGGAAGAGGACUCGAAGAAGCCGUUCCCUGAGCACAAGCCGCCCAAGAAAGGCGAGGAGCCGAAGAAGGGCAAGGGAGAGAAGCCACCACCAAAGCACAAGCCGCCACACGAGGGACACAUUCUCGUAGAAGAGGUGGAAGAGGACUCGAAGAAGCCGUUCCCUGAGCACAAGCCGCCGAAGAAAGGCGAGGAGCCCAGGAAGGGCAAGGGAGAGAAGCCGCCGCACCACAAGCCACCGCACAAGCCUCCUACUGAGAACUGAGUGGGCGUUCUUCCAUGAAUGUACACGUCACGUGCCUGUCGCGCGUUCAAAUAAGAGCUGUUCCUUAGAGUUUCUGAGGUCCCA